AUGAAGCUCUCCAUCGCAGCGACGUUGGGCUUUUUGGGCUGUGCCCUCGCCUUGCCCGCACCUGUUGCCAAGGAAGCCGACCUGCCUUUCUCUUUCCCAUCUGGCGGCUCUGGCUCUGGUGGCUCUGGUAGCCUCCCAUUCUCUAUUCCUUCGGGCGUCCCUACCGGUUUCCCAUUCCCUAUUCCUUCGGGCGUCCCUACCGGCUUCCCAACUGGAUUUCCAUUCCCUAUUCCGUCCGGCUUUCCAACUGGGUUCCCAUUCCCUAUUCCAUCCGGCGCGCCCACUGAAUCCGGUUUCCCCGACUUCCCCGGACUGGGUGGUAGCGGAGACUACGAAAAGCGCGAGGAAGCUCAUCACCGUCACCACCACCCAUCCGGCGUCCCCGGCUGGCCUUGGCCGUGGCCGCACCCGAGUGGUGGCUUUCCCGGAGGGCCAAAGCCAACUGGCCGUCCGUCUGGGCCUAGCGGAGGCUCUCCUACUGGCGGGUUUCCGGGCUACCCAAGCAUCACACCUACUCCGAGUGUGGCCCCUACUCCCAGCGCAACUCCUUCCGGCUUCCCUUUCAGGGGCUGA
Messenger RNA from Aspergillus pseudoviridinutans, 573 nucleotides. RefSeq names its product extracellular proline-rich protein. NCBI's taxonomy places the organism in Eukaryota, Fungi, Ascomycota, Eurotiomycetes, Eurotiales, Aspergillaceae. The record is from RefSeq and is a predicted model, not a curated record. Bases 1 to 573 code for a protein of 190 amino acids. The transcript has a single exon.